Melampsora larici-populina 98AG31 is the source of this 1512-nucleotide messenger RNA. RefSeq lists its product as uncharacterized. Bases 1 to 1512 code for a protein of 503 amino acids. The record is from RefSeq and is a predicted model, not a curated record. The transcript has 11 exons. NCBI's taxonomy places the organism in Eukaryota, Fungi, Basidiomycota, Pucciniomycetes, Pucciniales, Melampsoraceae.
AUGUGCAAAAAAUUCUCAUUUUUUUAUCUUUUAGCUUCUUGUGUAUCAUUUUCAAUAUUAUGUGAUGGGAUUCAUCAGUCAAACCUCAAUCGGCGCUUCACGCUUCAGCCAAGUCCAUCUCAAGAAUCUACCACGGAUAAUACUGCGAAGAACACCACAGCACCAGACGUUCCGAAAACCAACCUCACCACCACCACCACCACCAAACCACCACCCUCAAGCACAACGUUAGAAAUCCCACCACCGCCGCCGCGACCCCCACCGGUAUCAUCCCUUCCGGUCUCCUCGAAUACUACCGCUCCUCCGACAAACAACGUUUCUGCCCCGGUUACCGACAAAAGCUGCGAAAAGGCCCCUUUGACGGUAGAAAGUUGGAAGAAGCUCCAGAUCGAUGAAUAUCUCAAGGCAUACCCGAAUGGCCAAAAACUUAGUCUCCAGCAGUUUGCUGACGAACAUGGCGCAUACAACUUUCGAUGUGGACUGGGAGAAACGUGUAAUGCAGGACAGGCAAGGCCAGCAUGGUACGUAUUGUUUGCGGCUCAGGAGUACAACAACUUUCAGCAGGCGCUGUACGACGCGAUCGGAUUUGUCAGCUCAGAGGUCCAAUCUGUUGGAUCUCAACUUGUUGCUGAUCUAUACCCACAAACACACAAGAAGAAAGCGUUUCGUGAUUUCAAGAUCGGGAUGGGUCUCACUAUCUUGGCAGCAAUAGCAGCUACAUAUGCUUGUGGUGUCUUCAUGUUCGUUCCUGGGCUACAACCUCUGGCAAUAGCAUCAGCCAUGGCUGCUGCUACUGCGGUCUCUGCAACCACCGCUCUUUUGGAAUCUCAGAAGGAAGAUAAGGAAGCAGCCAAAGACGAUCCUUUUACAAAGUGGGCUCAUUAUGCACAAGAAGUUAGUUCUUGGCAGACAAACACGCAAAACUCCAUCGGAGAUAAGCUCACCCAACACAUCAACAGUGGCGUCAGCACAGAUAAAGGGAUAUAUGAUGUCAUAAAGAAAGGUUCUUUUGCUGUCAAUUCCCAGGUGAAAACCAUGGCAGACCUUGAAAACUCAUAUCGCGAAGUGAUCAUUGCACGGAUGGUAAACGAAAUCUUGAAAGCAAAGGAAGCUUUUAUUACCAUUGGAUCGGAUUCUUGCACUCAAGGUGGACCUGGAGGUGCCUUUAAAGCUGAAGAUGGAUGGUUAAGCUAUUGCGAUCCUAGUGGGACAAUGAUGAAUAUCAUUGGCGCUCACCACGAUGAAGCAGAUAACACUUGGCCACAAGCCAGCUCCUUUACAACUAAAUAUGGCGUCACAGUCGAAUACCUGACUAAGCAAGCUGUGGCGUGUCAAGCCAAGUACGGAUUUUUGCAUGAUCCUUACGCCUCCGGAGCAUUUCCAAAUGACAAAAACUCUGAAUGCCUUGUCAAUAUGCUCGUGUGUGAUUGCAGGCUCCCAGGUAUGAGCAAAGCACGUAAAAAACACAAUACGGUACACGCCUGCCGUCACCAUGCCGGUGUUCCUGUUUGA